CUUUUAGUUAGUAAAGCCGGCCCAGUCGUGUUGUAUCCCGGCGGUAAGUCAGCUGUGUAACCGGGAGCUUGUACUUGACUUGAAAGCACAAACCGAAGCUAAGGAAGAGCACGUUGCCUGGCUGGCUCUCUUUGACAGCAGUGUAUUGUUAGUCAGGAUGCCAUGCCAUAAUCAGCAGUUGAACAAUGUGAGCAGCGGCCAGGAGCACCACAUGAAGCAGGUCCGGUUUGCAAGCAGCAGCAGCAGCAGCAGCACUAGCAGCAGCAAUGUCCCUGCCGUGGUCUCCUCUGAGGCAGGAGAUGUCAGCCUGCAGCCUGUAAACCAGCAUGCUUUGGGACCUCAGCUUAAACUGCUUCCUCUGAAUGACCAGAUUCGUGAAUUACAGACUAUAAUCAGAGAUAAGACGACCAGCAGAGGAGAUUUUGUGUUUUGCGCUGACCGACUGAUCAGACUAGUGGUGGAAGAGGGUUUAAACCAGCUCCCAUACUCAGAGUGCACUGUGACCACACCAACAGGGUACAAGUAUGAAGGUGUCAAGUUUGAAAGAGGCAACUGUGGAGUCAGCAUUAUGAGGAGUGGUGAGGCCAUGGAGCAAGGCCUCAGGGACUGCUGCCGGUCCAUCCGCAUCGGCAAGAUCCUCAUCCAGAGCGACGAGGAGACACAGAAAGCCAAAGUCUACUAUGCCAAGUUUCCCCCAGAUGUGUACCGGAGGAAAGUGCUGCUCAUGUACCCGAUUCUCAGUACGGGGAACACGGUGAUCGAGGCAGUGAGGGUGCUGAUAGAGCACGGCGUCCAGCCUAGACAUAUUAUCCUCCUCAGCCUCUUCUCCACACCUCACGGAGCCAAAUCUAUCAUUCAGGAGUUCCCUGACAUCACCAUCUUGACCACAGAGGUGCACCCAGUGGCUCCCACACAUUUUGGACAGAGGUACUUUGGCACAGACUGAAUCAAGGACAGCAUGAGCAACGUGAUAUGCAAUCUGUAUGAGUGUAUUUAGCCACCUUUAUUUAAAUGUAUCUCAUGUUGUCUUUGUUGUGCCAAAUGCUGCAGUUUGAUCUCCAAAGGCUUCUAAACUGACACAAAAUUAAUCUGACGGACUCUUUGUAUAAGGGGGUUUUGUGUGUGAAACUUGCGCUAUAGAAACAAAAUGAUGCAGAACCAUAGAUACAUUUAACUUUGACAAUUUUAUUUAGCAGGUUAUGUUUACUGAUGGAUCAAUAAAGAAUUUUUUAUGUUAAUGGACAGAACAGUGAAACAUUGUCAGUAUUUUUGAUGGUCAAGAGGUAUUGAAAAAAGGAAGCUCCAUAAUCACAUACUGACAAGAGGGAUCAUAAUGUGCUCCAGUAAUACUGUGUUCCUUUCUGCAAAAGUCUCAUGUACAGUCCACUGUGAGUGAUUUGUCCUUUCCCCAAGGUAAAUAAACAUCUGAAUGUUUGAUAAA
Molecule: messenger RNA, 1441 nt
Organism: Myripristis murdjan (pinecone soldierfish)
Lineage: Eukaryota; Metazoa; Chordata; Actinopteri; Holocentriformes; Holocentridae
Gene: uprt
Product: uracil phosphoribosyltransferase (FUR1) homolog (S. cerevisiae)
Exons: 8
Coding region: 158-946 (262 amino acids)
Source: RefSeq, a predicted model, not a curated record